CUAAACUUAAAAGAAGUAGGAGUAUUUGGUUCGUUCCUAACGGAUCCCGGAAUAUGCCAUUUUAUUGUUGAAAAAGACUGAACCGGCGAAAAAAAGGAGCUUAAAAGUGACGCAGAAAACCCCAUUCCUUUUCUGUAUAUUUUCCAACGACUCCACUUGUGCUCCAAUUCAGAUUUCCAGUCUACGAUGCCGGAAGAGACGACGUCCAUAGAUUACGUAAUGGAGGCCGCCUCCGGUCCUCAUUUCUCCGGCUUACAUCUUGAUGCCCAAUUCCUUUCUUCCCCAAGAUCUCUUUCUUCCUCCCUACUUGCCGACUCAAUCAAACAGCCUUUCGUCAUAGGGGUUUCCGGAGGUACUGCUUCCGGUAAGACGACGGUUUGUGACAUGAUUAUUCAACAGCUUCAUGAUCAUCGUGUUGUUCUCGUCAAUCAGGAUUCAUUUUAUCGUGGUUUGACUGCUGAAGAAUCUGAACGUGCCCAUGAGUAUAAUUUUGAUCACCCUGAUGCUUUUGACACAGAGCAAAUGCUAGAGUGUGUUGAAAAGCUCAAACAAGGAAACUCAGUACAUCUUCCAAUAUAUGACUUUAAAAACCACCGCAGGUGCUCUGAAUCCUUCCGCCAGGUGAAUGCAUCUGAUGUAAUCAUCUUGGAGGGGAUACUGGUAUUUCAUGACCAAAGGGUUCGUGACUUAAUGAACAUGAAGAUAUUUGUUGACACAGAUGCGGAUGUGAGGCUUGCACGUAGAAUAAGGCGAGACACAGUUGAGAGGGGUAGGGAUGUCAAUUCUGUCCUUGAGCAGUAUGCUAAGUUUGUAAAACCUGCUUUUGAUGAUUUUGUUCUUCCAUCCAAAAAGUAUGCUGAUGUCAUCAUACCACGAGGUGGCGAUAAUCAUGUUGCAAUAGAUUUGAUUGUGCAGCAUAUACGCACAAAGCUUGGCCAACACGACCUUUGCAAAAUAUAUCCAAACGUAUAUGUGAUUCAGUCAACAUUCCAGAUUCGAGGAAUGCACACACUGAUUCGAGAUAAGGAUAUUUCAAAGCAUGAUUUUGUGUUUUACUCAGAUCGAUUAAUCCGACUGGUUGUGGAGCAUGGGCUUGGUCAUUUACCGUUUACUGAGAUGCAAGUAGUCACACCAACAGGAUCAGUAUAUAGUGGAGUUGACUUUUGCAAAAAACUGUGUGGUGUCUCUAUUGUUCGAAGUGGUGAGAGUAUGGAGAAUGCAUUGCGUGCAUGUUGCAAAGGUAUAAAAAUUGGAAAAAUCCUUAUCCACCGUGAUGGUGACAAUGGGAAGCAGCUUAUCUAUGAAAAGCUUCCAAAUGACAUUUCUGAAAGACACGUGCUUCUCCUUGAUCCAGUUCUUGCUACAGGUAAUUCGGCUAACCAGGCAAUUGAACUGCUGAUACAGAAAGGAGUACCGGAAUCAUACAUAAUAUUCCUCAACCUCAUCUCAGCUCCAGAGGGAAUCCAUUGUGUUUCAAAAAGGUUUCCAGCAGUGAAGAUAGUUACAUCAGAGAUUGAUGUUGCUUUGAAUGACGAGUAUCGUGUCAUACCUGGUCUUGGGGAGUUUGGUGACCGUUACUUUGGCACUGAUGAUUGAUUGGGUGUAACCAUCUGUCAUGAGGUUUCUUUUAAAAAAAAAAAAAAAAAAAAAAAAAAUUCUUUUCUCCUAAGCAGCAACCAACCUUAAAGGCCGGGUGGGUUUUGCAAUGGAAGAAGUUUCAUUCUGUACUUGUAAGUGGUACCCUCGUGUGUUUUGGUGGGUGGUCAUUGGGUGUAUUUGCUUGUAAAUAUUAACGCCACAGGGCAUGGAUUUUACACACGCUUUUUUGGGGGCCCAGACCAGAAUUGAUCUUUUAGAAAGUUCAAAUCAAAUAUGGACAUCUUCAUCUUCA
Messenger RNA from Lactuca sativa (garden lettuce), 1891 nucleotides. RefSeq names its product uridine/cytidine kinase UKL1, chloroplastic. The record is from RefSeq and is a predicted model, not a curated record. Lineage: Eukaryota; Viridiplantae; Streptophyta; Magnoliopsida; Asterales; Asteraceae. Gene Ontology annotation, molecular function: ATP binding; kinase activity.